GUGAUUGGUUAGAUUUGUGGAAGUAGCGGGGCGGGUAGUAAAGUCGCUCUACCGUGACUUCUUGUUAUUUGUCUUCAGUUUUACUAUUUUAGUAAUGUAUUUUUAGUGGAACCUAGUUGAGCAACAGUUGUGAAAGACUGCUGGCUACAGAAGCAUCUUUUUUUAACUACAUGUUACAAGAUAUUUACAUGCUUUUGUGACAGAGUUAGCUCUGUUAGCUUAGCAGGCUAACCUCCCAUUGGAACCACGAUAGAUAGCUUCCAAGGAGCUACAAAAGCAGCAGUAGUGACACCAAUAGACGAGCAUGAAUUGCCCACCCACAAAGCGUCUCCGAGGCCUAAACCAGGAUGUUGUGACAGCAGUUGCCUUCGAUGACCCUUUUGGAGAUGAUGAGGAAUUCACCCAGGAUGACUUGGAUGAAAUAGACGUCCUCGCCUCGCAGGCCUUCACUUCGGCAGUACCAGCGCCGGCGUCUAAACCAGUAUCCAAACCCAAGAACCAAGCCCUUGGCUCCACCUUGCCAUCCUCUCUGGGGCAAAACAAUUCUGCAACCAACCAGAGCAAAGAGAACAAGUCUGAGAUAUACAGAGGAAAUGCUGGAAAACACAGCAGGGAACAUUUUGGUAACAUUCAGCAGCAGUUUGGGUCAGACAGAGAGGACUCCUAUAGACUCCUGGAGGCACAGCAGGCAGAGCUUAAGAGGAAGUUAAAGGAGGUGGAAGAGGAGAUUCUGUUGAAGAGUGGUGAGAUCCGUGUCCUGAGGGACUCUCUGAAAUCAGCUCAACAAGAGAAGGAAGCGCAGAGACAGAACCAGAUUCUGCUGGAGACUCAGAGGCAGAAGGAGCAGAGUGACCGAGAGAAGGAGCUCAACAGGAAGGUUCAGUCUCUGCAGUCUGAGCUUCAGUUUAAAGAAGCAGAAAUCAAUGAGAUGAAGACCAAACUUCUCACUUCAGACAAAAACAAGACAGCCUCUCCUCUGGCUAGGAAUAGUCCUAAAGUACUUGGCACUCUCAACCAGAUGCAUCAAAUGAGUGGCAGCUCCUCCUCCUCUCCAGGAGGAAACGGUUUCAUCACCAAGGAGGUGUUUGGAGCCCAGAUUUCAUCCCGAAUGACACCAGUGAAAACUCUGAGAGAUGCAGCAGACAGAGGAGUAUCUAACAGCAGAUCUGGUGAUGGACAGGAAACAUCUCAUCCAGACCCCUUCCUGUCCAUCAGACCUGCACAGAUGCACCACACAGGUGGCGUCUUGCUUGGGGUGCUGUUGCAGCAGCCAUUACUUCCUAGCAACCUCGGCCUCUCCCACCUGCUGUCGAUGAGUGUGGCUGAAUUCAGUCAGCUGUCGACUGGUCCUCAGCUCCACUCUGAUUCCCUAGAUGGUGCCAGCGCUGUUGGAGCCCCCAGAGCUUCUCUGAGUUUGGUCCAAAGUCUGGCUGCAACCGGAUUCAACGUGCUGAGUCAGAGUCAAACAACAACAACAGUCGGCAACAGAAAUAACAGGUCAUGUCCUGGAGCAGUCUUCCUCCUCCCUUUGUUAGAUCUUCAUCUUUCUCAGCUCUGUUGUACUUUGGACUCCCUUCGCUCCUCCGCCUCUGGCGUUCGUGGGUCAGACUCUACCACGACCAGGUCACUCCCACCAUGCCAAACUGUGUCUCCUGUUCUGGGGAGACUGGAUGAGGCUGGUGUCACAGGUUUCAGUGUGGAGGAAACUGGUUUGACUGCACUCAAGCUUCUUUACCUACUUUUGGCCCAAAGUGAUGAGGUGGUGAAAGCAGUGUUGUUGAGGAGAAACCUGACUACAGGCAAUGUACAUGAAAAUAAUUAUCACCCUGAUACACACAUGGGUCUUUGCUCCCAGAAUGCCUUGCUGCAGUCACUACUCCGGUUGUGUGACGUACGUCUCGGUGGUAAUGGCGCUCAAAAAGAGAAGCUCAUCCUUAACGCUUUGAAGACUGUUUGCAUCCUCAUAAAAAGGACGCCACCCACUCAUUCUGACAGGCUGCAGUGUGUGUUGCAGGUGGUAUGUCUGUGUUUAUCACAAGACACCAGGGUACAGACAGUUUCAGAGUGCGUCUCUGUUCUCACAGCCAUGGCUGACCAUCCGACACUGGCCAAGCAGCUCUGUUCCCAGCACGAUACUUGUAUUUUUCUUAAGUUGUUCCAUUUGAUCAGGACCAGACCAGACAACCAAGCAACACAUGCAGAUUUGAUUUUGCUGGACCUGCAGGUUGUACGUUUGUUGAGCAGAGUGACUCAGAGGACCGAGAGCUGGCCAAACAACAACCAGAGCCCCUGCCAGUGUUAUACUGAGUUGGUUCAGGCAGUUGUGAUCAUUUUCCAUCGUCAAUGGUUGGAUCUUCGCGGCUCUCAAGAGCAAACAUCUGCAUCCUGCUUUCCUUAUUGGAGCGGCGCAGCAUCACUCCUCAGAGAGGCUCUGCUGCUGCUUCACUGGCUGCUGCUGCAUCACAGGAGCUUCUCUGAAAGUUGCAGGCCGGUGUUGCACAUGUAUGACCAGAUGAUCCCUGCUGUACGUGAAACAUUGAACAAGAUCCCCGAGCUGAGUGACAGUGAAGAGCUGGCCUUGGAGGAGAUAUGCCGCUCUUACGGUGAUGACACUGAUGAUAUGGAAACUGACACCGCCUCAUAACCUGCUGCUACUGUUCAGUCCGAGUCUGUUGGUGACUCCUUCAGCAAAUAUGAAGCACUGCUAACAGACUGUUAAAAUAAUUCAGACUAAGAUUAGGACAGAACAGAGGCUUUCUGUUAAACGCUUGUCUGAAGUGAACAUUACACAAAAAUGAUGGGUCAGAGCUGAGCUUUGACUGAAGGAUCAGACUGGGAUGAAGGAAUCAUUCUCCUUUUUGACGGAUUCAAUAAAAAAUAAGGUGAAUGAA
Messenger RNA from Girardinichthys multiradiatus, 2891 nucleotides. RefSeq names its product ATR interacting protein. Gene Ontology annotation, biological process: DNA damage checkpoint signaling; DNA repair. The coding region runs from base 305 to 2644 and encodes 779 amino acids. Lineage: Eukaryota; Metazoa; Chordata; Actinopteri; Cyprinodontiformes; Goodeidae. The record is from RefSeq and is a predicted model, not a curated record. The transcript is spliced from 18 exons.